AUGUAUAUAAACUCUGAGAAUUUAUUACUAAAAUUAUAAGGAUAAGCAUUUGGUAUUGAUAUUGAAUUUAGUAAGAAAAAAAUUUGUUUAAUUUAAAUAUCUGAUGGAAAUUAAAUAUAUUUGUUCGAUCCAAUAGCAUUAAAUUUAGAGUAAUACAUCAGAGAUUUUUUAAAAAAUGAUGCUAUCAAAAUAUUCUAAAGUGUUGCUCAAGAUUUGAAAUGGUUGAUAAAAUUAUAUUAAAUAGUAGUGAAUAACUAUUGUGAUUUAUAAGUGUUAGCUUAAAAAGAACCAGAUUAAAGUUGAAUUGCAUUAAUGGAAAAAGUAUUGUGGAGUCUAAUUUGAAAGAUAUAUAAAAAAAAGAUUAUAAAGAAGUGAUUGGUUUUUAAGAACAUUAACUGAAGAAUAAUUAUAUUAUACUGCUUUUUGAUUGCAAAUAUCUAGUUAUGUUAAUAAAAAUCCUAUUAAAAUAGUAUACUGAAGAUGAUAAGAAAUCCAUACAUUUCUCCAUUGAUGUCACAGUUCCUAAACUAUUAAAAUAGUUAAAAAAAUAACUGGCUUAAAAUGAAGAUGUCCUUUUACCAUAAAACAUUUAUAGGCAUAUCUAAUUUCAAGAGCCAUUUAAAACAGAUGAUUAAAAGAUCAUAAAGUUAAUUGAAUAAUUAAGUAAAAUAUAUCACAAAGAUUAUAAGAAAUUGAAAAGAGAAAAUGUUUAUAGUUUUAAGAAAAAUUGACUACACAUAAACCAAUUUAUAGUGAUAAUUGUAUUUAUAGUUUGAUUGGAUAAUAGUUAUGUUUUUGUGAUAAAAAGAAAAUUUAAUUGUAGAUAAAGAAUGGUUUAAGGGAAUAUUUAGAUUAAAAGAGUAUUAAAUUAAAUUUUGAUUCUUUGAGUGAAAUUGAUGAAAAAGAAAUUUAAUUUUAUGAUGAGGAAAGGUCUCAUCUAUGUACAAACAUUUAAUACCAAAUCAUUUUAAAUUUCAUAGAGCUCAUGAUAUUGUGAUGUUAUGUGCUUAUUGUCAUCUAAAAGAUAAAAUAAGAAUUGAAAUUGCUUAAUUGUAUGGAGUUCCUUUAUAAUAUUAUGGUGAGGAAAAGUUAGUAGUUGAUAAAUUGACUUACAUUCUUUAUUAAAAUCUUACUAAAGUAGGAAAACCUUUGAUUUGGUUUAAUAUGAAAAAAUUAGAAAUUAAUUUAAAGACUUAAUUUAAUUACCUAUUGAAUUUAAGUUGAAAAAAAAAUCAAAGAAUUUACAUGGAGAGAUUGUUGUUAAGAAAUUAGUUAUAGAUGAGAAAAUUGAAGAAUUUAUAAUGAUUUUCAGAAAACAUUUCUUAUUAUCUAUAAAUCCUUAAUUUUUACUUAAGGAAUGGGCUAUUGAUCAUCAAUUUAAAAGUAACUUUGGAGAAUUUCCUGUGUAUUAUUAGAAGUUAGAAUAAAAGUAGGAUUUACAAUAAUAAAAAUAACAAAUAGAAUAAAAAUGA
Molecule: messenger RNA, 1472 nt
Organism: Paramecium primaurelia
Lineage: Eukaryota; Ciliophora; Oligohymenophorea; Peniculida; Parameciidae
Source: the annotation of a GenBank genome assembly